AUGAAUUAAUGGAAACCAUCAAAUAAAUUAUUUGGCGGAUUUAUAUAUAUAAUUACAGGUUAUUUAUUUAAAUAUUUAAAAUCCUAAAAUAAUAAAAUAAAAAAAGGUAUUUAUUUAUUAGUAGCCGGUAUAUUGUUUGCAAUCAAAAAUGAAAAAGUAAUAGAAUAUAAAAUAGAAUAUAGUCAAAUUUAAAAAUGCGGAUUUAAAUAAAUAUGUGAAAUAGAGUUAAAUAUUAAUUAAGAAAUAAAAUAACCAGUCUUUAUAUAUUAUGAAAUGAAAAACUUUAAUUAAAACUAUUAAAAAUACAUAGAUUCAUAUAAUUAAGAAUAAAUAUAUUAAGCUUAAAAAUUAUAUAGCCAUUAAGAUAAUUGUGAACCUUUUAGAACAAAUUAAUAAAUAUGUGAUAAACUUAAAGAAUUAAAAAUAAUUUAGUAAUCCAAUGAAUAUAGAAAUAUUCUUGGAUAAUAAUUUACUUAAUAAUAAAUGGAAUAAGUCGCUAUACCUUGUGGAAUAAAAGCUUUUACAUAUUUUAAUGAUGAAUAUAAAUUAUAUAAAAUUGAUGGAAAUUAAAAGUAAGAAAUUAAUAUAAAAAGUGAUAAUAUUUCAUGGGAAUUUGAUUAAAAAAAUAUUAAAAAUUAUGAUGCUUAAUAAUAAUGGAUAAAUAUAGAAAAUUAAAGAUUUCAAAAUUGGAUUAGAGUUUCUGGUUUAUCUAAAUUUAAAAAAUUAUGGGGUAAAAUCGAUUAAGAUUUAAAAACUGGGAAUUAUAUUAUAGAAAUAAAUAAUAAGUUUGAUUAAAAAAUAUAUAAUACAUAUAAAAAUAUUCUUAUUAAUAAUGUUACUUCUAUUGGAGGUAAGAAUCCUGUCUUAGUAAUAGCUCAUUUAGUUGGCGGAUCUGUUACUCUACUAUUAGGGUUUGUAUUUAUUAUAUAUCAUAUUAAAACUAAAUCUAAUAAAUGA
Ichthyophthirius multifiliis is the source of this 957-nucleotide messenger RNA. Its product is annotated as ligand-effect modulator 3 LEM3 family protein, putative. The record is from RefSeq and is a predicted model, not a curated record. Gene Ontology annotation, cellular component: plasma membrane; endoplasmic reticulum; Golgi apparatus. The transcript has 4 exons. Lineage: Eukaryota; Ciliophora; Oligohymenophorea; Hymenostomatida.